ACAGAAAUUUUCCAAAAUUUUCAUUAAGUGAUUUCAGAUUUCACAAACGUAUUUUAUUUACUACGCUUAAAGAAAAUACCAAAAAUGGACACCAAUGUCAUUAUUCGUGCGCUGAUUAACGAUAUGAUAGCGUUGCCUCAGCGUAAUAAUAUAAACAUCAAUUUAGAACACAUUACAAUGUUGGAAGCGGGAAAUACUACAAGAAAUAGUUCAAACGUUCGUCGGGGACAAACAGCUAGGAAGUCUGUCGUGAUUCCACGACGUCAACAUCGCGCUCUGGGCUUGCACACAUUACCAAGAACUGCGGUUUCAUACCACGUCGCAACGACAAUACAUCGUGUUUGGAAGCGUUACGUGCGUGAAGCGCUGGGUAUAGAACCAGGCGAUGUUCUACCCACGGUAUAUGAGAGAGGUCACGAUCCCAUUUGCCAAGCGUUGAUGAAACUUGAUCUGCAUGGUGCUAAAAUAAAAGUACAAGAAUCGAAAUGCGAAACCUUGGUGGGAUUGAUUGGUGUUGUGGUGUUGGAAACGAAAAAUAUAUUCAAAAUAGUAAGCACAGAUGAUCGUUUAAGAUCAAUACCGAAGCAAGACAGCGUUUUUUGCAUUACCAUUGGAAACAUAGAAGUUGUCGCUUAUGGUAAACAACUAUUGACACGUAGCGCAGAGCGCAGCGUCAAAAAGAUAAAGGCCAUCCUUGAUCUUUCUAGUGUCGACUAAGAAGCGUUUUUACUAAAAGUUAUUAAACAAUUGUCGAAAGGCGGUCAAAUAAACUGAUAGUACAAAAUACAAAAAAA
This is a messenger RNA of Bactrocera tryoni, 794 nucleotides long. RefSeq names its product ribonuclease P protein subunit p29 (gene Pop4). The record is from RefSeq and is a predicted model, not a curated record. NCBI's taxonomy places the organism in Eukaryota, Metazoa, Arthropoda, Insecta, Diptera, Tephritidae. The transcript has a single exon. Gene Ontology annotation, molecular function: ribonuclease P RNA binding. Gene Ontology annotation, biological process: tRNA 5'-leader removal; rRNA processing. The coding region runs from base 85 to 717 and encodes 210 amino acids. Gene Ontology annotation, cellular component: ribonuclease MRP complex; ribonuclease P complex.